GAAAUACUACUUUUAUGUGAAAUUGUACUAUUUAUGUUUGAAGAUGAUAUAAAGACUUAGCUUGACUUUGAACAAGCUGUGUAAAGUGAAGACUGAAGAAUAGAAAAAUAAAAAUAAGACUUGGCUGUAUGGGCUUUUGACCCCUUUGCCUGUCCAGAUGGACGAACAGAACCAAAAAAAAAAAUGUUUAUGCUGCCAAUCGCCUGUUUUUCAUGUCUGCAUAAUAUUUUAUAGGUUAUUUUCACCUUUUAGACAAAGUUUAAUAAAAUAUAUAUUAAUAAGAGAAGUUAAAAGCUAAUCGAAAAUGCCAAAAGUAAAAAAUUUAGAAAAGCUUAAGCAUCCUAACAGUAGAAGAAUGUUGUCACUUACUAAGAAAAUGUGUAAACAAGAGAAGAAAAACAAUAACAAACUUGGGACUCAUAUCAAGCAGAACUUAGUUGGUGAAAAAAUAAUGUGGUUUAAGGAAAGAUUACCUGAUGGCUGUAUAAUUUUAACUAAGGAACAGACCCUAGAGUUAAUAGAAAGGUAUUUAACUAGGUUUGAUGAAGAAUUACAGCAAAUAGCUUUAAAAAAUUCUAUAGGCCAAAGGAAAAAUCGCCAACAUGCAAGUAGAGAAGACGUUAUAAAUAUAACUAAGCAGAAGGAACGCGAAGAAUUUGAAACAUGUGGUUUAGAAAUGCCAAAUUUAAUGGACCAUCAUGAAAUGGAGGUUCUAAAGAAUUGGAAUGGUGAAUUACGUUUUCUUCAACAUUUUAAGUUAAAAAGAAUAUCUAAAAAGCACUUGACAUGAUUCAGGUUUUAUUUUUUGUGGACAGAAAUGUAAAAUAAUUAUACGAAUAAACCUUGUUACAUAGUGAUUAUAGUCUAUUUCAUACUUUGAUAACCAAAAUGGAAACCCAAGAGAGCAUAAAUUAUGAAAAUUAAAUACUUACUGAAAUGUUUAAAUAAAAUAUAUCUAUUAUUACUAUAA
Molecule: messenger RNA, 970 nt
Organism: Leptidea sinapis
Lineage: Eukaryota; Metazoa; Arthropoda; Insecta; Lepidoptera; Pieridae
Product: translation machinery-associated protein 16 homolog
Exons: 1
Coding region: 305-790 (161 amino acids)
Cellular component (GO): nucleus
Source: RefSeq, a predicted model, not a curated record